Dothidotthia symphoricarpi CBS 119687 is the source of this 1316-nucleotide messenger RNA. RefSeq lists its product as uncharacterized. Gene Ontology annotation, biological process: mitochondrial respiratory chain complex III assembly. NCBI's taxonomy places the organism in Eukaryota, Fungi, Ascomycota, Dothideomycetes, Pleosporales, Dothidotthiaceae. The coding region runs from base 370 to 1290 and encodes 306 amino acids. The transcript is spliced from 3 exons. Gene Ontology annotation, cellular component: mitochondrion. The record is from RefSeq and is a predicted model, not a curated record.
CGAAGACAUUGAAUGUUCAGAUGGCGAGUUUGAACUGAUGCUUGUUGGUAAGCUGUAACAAUAGGUGUGGCAUGAAUCUGCGAAUGAGCGCUGAGAAGGCAAGCGCACGAGACGUCUGCUGUGUGCAUUCAAAUGUAGGGUUACAUAUCUCCAUGUAGCAGUCGAAUUUCCAACGGGAUUUCGGGAAAGCGACUCGGGCACAAUAUCUUACAUUCGGGCCGAACAUCGUUGUCCCCGAUGGGAUGUUGUUGUUCCUCGAGGUAUUGCUGUUGAUGGUAGUGGUGAGGUCAUGGAUCAUCAGUGUGGAAGGCGCGACUCGCGACUCUGAUUUUUGAGAACUACGACUUGUCACCACCACAUCAACCCACAAUGGCGUCCAACUACACCUGCACAACCUGCUCGCGAGCACUGUUCAAGUCAUCCGCUUCUAUACUUCAGCCUGCGAACAGAACAUCCCUCCGCAAAGCACAGCGAACCUUUUCCACGACUACACCAAGCCUGUACCAUGCAACACGCAAGCUUGCCGCCGAACCCAGGCCCGAAUCAAUCAAGAAACCUUCUCCCGCCGUAAAAUCGUCUAUAACAGGCUUGGCGCAAAAGCUGCGCGAGAAGGCUCCAUUGAUGAUUGAGCCGUACGUCGCAUAUGGUGCAACGCGCGACCUCGUAAAGGAAUGUUCAAGGCCGGGUGACUACAAGAUACCGCAGGCGUUGUUGAAGAAGGGCGAGAUACCCGUUGACGACAAUGGCGUGCAUCUGGGCGAGGGCGAGGGGUGGUGGUACGACACACUCGGCUUGACACCUACUUUCUCCAAUUGGACGCAGAUCACCUUCAUUCACAUGUACAUGCUUCAAGUGCGCUUCCGCAUGUUCCCCGAGUCACACGCCAGCGUCUGGAUUCAGCACCUCACCAACCAAGCCUUCUACGCCGCCGAGGACCGUCUCGUCAUCUGGCACAAGUUCCACGCCAACACGCUUCGCCAAAAGCACUUGAAGGACAUGUUCUCGCAAUGGCGCGCCGUGCUUCUGUCGUAUGACGAGGGACUAGUCAAGGGCGAUGCUAUGAUGGCCGCUGCGAUCUGGAGGAACUUGCUUGGGUCUAGGGAGGAUGUGGAUUUCCAGCAACUGGCGCAGAUUGUGGGGUAUAUGAGGAGAGAGAUGAAGAGACUGGAUAUGGCAUCUGACGAUGAGGUUGCGAAUGGGGAGUGGAAGUUCCGCGGCGACCCCGGAGAAGAGGCGAGCAUCGUCAAAGCGCCCAGCAGACUGAUGGCCAGCGAGGGUGCCAAGGCAUGAUGUGGAGGGACAUCUGUAUUCUAUUG